CCUUUUCAGAAACUUCUCCGUUGCAUAGCCAUUGAGUUUUCUUCGUGCUGGAGAUUAAAAUAUGAAAAGUAAUUAAUAGCUGAACGAUUCCUUCGACACCUCCUUCUUUUACAUCCUCCUUCUCCUCCGUCUCCUUUUGUUUACCAGAAUACGCUCCGAAGAGAAGGCGUGGAGACCACGAUGCCUCGCCGGAAACUGCCUCUUUUAGCGGCGGAGAUGAUGGACUUCAAGCACCGAUCCUCGUCCGACGCCGGCAGAGGCAGUGGCCGGAAGAUAAGUAAGUACUCUGUUUUUGUCGUCAUCUCGACGGCGCUGCUCCUGUUCACGCUCAUGCAGAACGACGACGUGACGUUGGUCGCUCAGUAUCCUUCCAGCAACGUAGCUAAGUCGCCGAAGGAAUUCUCCACAAUUGAGACCAUAGAGCCGGAGAUUAAGGAAAAAGAAGAAGACAAACUAACCCACAAGUCCACAGUUCCCGUUGACGUUGUGGUCGACGUUCGGAUGGCCGAGUCUCCGUCGGCCCCGGAAAAGAAGGAUCACGCCGUGCUCGAGGUCGACUCUCAUAUUGUCGUCGCAAAAGAAGUACUUCAAGAAAAUCUGCAGCUGGAGAGGGAGGAGCAGCGGCGAACGAUUCUCGACGUGCCGGAAAGCUGUGACCUGUUUGACGGCGGGUGGGUGUACGACGACGUCAACUACCCGUUAUACAAGGAGUCGGAGUGUACGUUCUUGACGGAGCAAGUGACGUGUUUGAGGAACGGCCGGCGAGACGACAGCUUCCAGAAGUGGCGUUGGCAGCCCAACCACUGCGCUCUGCCAAGGUUCGAAGCAAGACUCUUCCUCGAGCGGUUGCGUGGGAAGCGUUUCAUGUUCGUCGGCGAUUCCCUGAACCGGAAUCAAUGGGAGUCGAUGGUCUGCUUGGUUCAAUCGAUCGCGCCGUGGAACAAGAAAUCUCUCACCAAGAAUGGAUCGCUCAACAUCUUCCGGCUCGAGGAUUACAAUGCGACGGUGGAGUUCUACUGGGCGCCGUUCCUGGUCGAGUCGAACUCCGACGAUCCCAAAAUCCACAGCAUCCAGAAACGGAUCAUCAUGCCCAAAUCGAUCGAUAAGCACGGCGAGCACUGGAAGAACGUGGAUUACCUCGUCUUCAACAGCUACAUCUGGUGGUUGAACAACCCCGCCAUGAAAGUCCUGCGAGGAUCCUUCAAGAAGGGAUCGAAGAAGUACGUUGAGGUUGACCGACCAGUGGCGUACCGGCGAGUGAUGAAUACGUGGGCGAAAUGGGUGCAGAACAACGUGAAUCCCAACCGAACCAUGGCGUUCUUCAUGAGCAUGUCUCCCAACCACAUCAAUAGCAUGGACUGGGAAAACCCCAAGGGGAUAAAGUGCGCGCUGGAGAUGGAGCCGGUGGUGGCGGCAAACCGGACACGGCCGCUGGAGGUGGGAACGGACUGGCGGCUGUACGUGGAGGCGGAGAACGUGAUCAGGAGGCUGAGGAAGAAGGUGCCAGUGAGGUUCGUGAAGAUAACGGCUAUGUCGGAGUACCGGAAGGAGGCACACACGUCGGUGCACACGUUGCGGCAGGGGAAGCUACUGACGGCGGAGCAGCAGGCGGACCCGGCCAACUUCGCCGACUGCAUCCACUGGUGCCUUCCCGGUCUGCCCGACACAUGGAAUGAACUCCUCUACGCCCUCAUCGCCUCUUCCCCUUCGCCACAUUCCUAGCUAACUUUUAUAUAUAUAUUUUUAAUUUUAGUUUUGUAAAUCUUAUUCGUGAUGAAUUACUGCUCAUUGCUGACUUAUGGACGGUAUUAUAACGAUCAAUUAAGAAUUUUUUUUUAA
Molecule: messenger RNA, 1839 nt
Organism: Zingiber officinale
Lineage: Eukaryota; Viridiplantae; Streptophyta; Magnoliopsida; Zingiberales; Zingiberaceae
Product: protein trichome birefringence-like 28
Exons: 5
Coding region: 181-1722 (513 amino acids)
Cellular component (GO): Golgi apparatus
Molecular function (GO): O-acetyltransferase activity
Source: RefSeq, a predicted model, not a curated record